This is a messenger RNA of Tripterygium wilfordii, 1434 nucleotides long. RefSeq lists its product as uncharacterized. Bases 1 to 1434 code for a protein of 477 amino acids. The record is from RefSeq and is a predicted model, not a curated record. The transcript has 2 exons. NCBI's taxonomy places the organism in Eukaryota, Viridiplantae, Streptophyta, Magnoliopsida, Celastrales, Celastraceae.
AUGGAUAAGAGUUGGGUUCAUUUGAAUAAAGGAACACCUGAAUAUGAGAAGGGUAUGGAUACAUUUUUAGAUAUCGCCUUUUCUUGUGAAGGGGUUACUGAUAAAAUACGGUGUCCGUGUUGUAAGUGCAACAAUGUCUAUUUUAAGGAUAAAAGUGAUGUUAAGUUCGAUUUAUUUAGAUGGGGGAUGGAAAAAAGUUACACUAAAUGGAUUUACCAUGGUGAAAGCUUAAACGACGUGCCUAUUGAUGAUGGAGUUGAGGCAAAUGAUGAUAAUAAUGCAGAAAAUGAUGAUGCUGCCACAUUUGAAAUGUUGUAUAACAUGUCAAGAGGUGGAGGUUUUGGGGAUAUCCUUGCAGGUAUCGGGGAGCACUUCGAUAAUUGUGAUCCUGAACAACCAAAUGAGGAGGCCAAAAAAUUUUACCAAUUGUUGAAGGAUGCAGAGCAGAAGCUAUACCCGAACUUUGAUAAGGGGCUGAAUGGAUUGUUAGAUUUUAUAAGAUUUAUUCUUCCACCAGACAAUACAUGUCCUGCAUCUAUGAGGGAGGCUCGAAAGAUGGUUUCAGCUCUUGGGUUAAUGUACAAAAAAAUAGAUGCAUGUGUUAAUGAUUGCGUUUUAUUUUGUAAGGAAAAUUCAGUGAUGGACCAAUGCCCAGAAUGUGGAGAAGCUAGAUGGCAAAAAGUUCCAGAAGUUGUAGGCAAUGAGGUACCAAUAUUCAAGAAAAAAAAGAAGAGGGUACCGCGAAAGCUUUUACGUUACUUUCCACUAAAACCACGUCUUCAACAAUUGUUUAUGUCAAAAGAAACAGCUUCAGCUAUGAGAUGGCAUAGGGAUGAACGAGAAAAUGAUGGAAUUCUACGACACCCGGCAGAUUCAAAAGAAUGGAAAGAUUUUGAUGAUAAACAUCCAUCCUUUGCUAUAGAAUCUCGCAACGUGAGACUUGGACUAGCGAGUGAUGGUUUCAAUCCAUUUGGAACCAUGAGCAUUUCACAUAGCACUUGGCCUGUUGUCAUGAUCCCCUAUAACUUGCCUCCUUGGCUUUGCAUGAAACAUUCAUAUUGGAUGUUAUGUUUACUUAUUCCUGGACCAAAAUCUCCAGGUAAUGACAUAGACAUAUACUUGGCACCACUGAUUGAUGAUUUGAAAGACCUAUGGGAAGUUGGUAUCCAAACAUUUGAUGCUUCUUUACAACAAAAUUUUCAGCUUCGUGCAAUGUUAUUGUGGACGAUAAAUGAUUUCCCUGCUUAUGCCAUGAUGUCUGGUUGGAGCACAAAAGGUGAGUUGGCAUGUCCUUGUUGUAAUAAAAAUACUUGUUCUUAUAGAUUAAAGCAUGGUCGAAAGCAUUGUUAUAUGGGUCACCGAAGGUCCUUGUCUCAUGAACAUCCUUGGCGAAAAAAUCGGCGUUUAUUUGAUAAUCAUAUGGAACAUCGUUAA